Messenger RNA from Aureobasidium melanogenum CBS 110374, 1890 nucleotides. Its product is annotated as DUF747-domain-containing protein. Bases 1 to 1890 code for a protein of 629 amino acids. The transcript is spliced from 2 exons. NCBI's taxonomy places the organism in Eukaryota, Fungi, Ascomycota, Dothideomycetes, Dothideales, Saccotheciaceae. Gene Ontology annotation, biological process: maintenance of protein localization in endoplasmic reticulum. Gene Ontology annotation, cellular component: endoplasmic reticulum membrane. The record is from RefSeq and is a predicted model, not a curated record.
AUGCCUCCCAGCAUCCCCGUGCCGCCUCUCUCUUUGCCAACAUACCUACAACUCGAACUCUCUUCCGAGCGCCCCUCGGCUCUCUACAUUCACCGCUCCGCCAGCAGCGACUUCCCCUACGAGUCUUCAAAAGUUAAGUUCGAGCGCUUGUACAACUUCUUAACCUUACCGCCUCAGCUUGAGCAGACUCUGGUGUUCGGUGCUUUGGCAUGUCUGGACGCCUGGUUAUAUACAUUUACCAUCUUGCCCUUGAGAUUCUUGAAGGCCAUCUUCAUCCUGCUGAAGUGGUUUGUUCAAAGCCUUGUCAAAGAGUUUAAAGACAUUGAAAGUCAAAAGGAUAUGAACUCGACGCGCUUCCAACAAUUGCCCUCGAAACUCAGAAUUUCCAACCCUUUGUACCGUCACAGGCGGUCCAAGUCUACACCCUCUGCUCUGCUUCCAAAUCACAAGGCUGACAUGUUGCAUGGAGCCUUGAUCAUCAUCAGCUGCAUGAUUCUUGUCCAAUUUGAUGCCAGUCGCAUGUAUCACAAGAUUCGCGGACAAGCUGCUAUCAAGCUCUAUGUUAUUUACAAUGUUCUUGAGGUAUUCGAUCGCCUUCUAUCAGCUAUUGGCCAGGACAUCAUCGAAUGUCUGUUUUCGAAAGAGACUCUCGAGCGUAAGCCCAAUGGCCGCAGUAAGGUUCUACUUCCUCUAGGCAUGUUCAUACUUGCUCUGGCCUACAACGUCGCUCAUGCGGCUAUGCUGUUCUACCAAGUCAUCGCACUUAAUGUCGCUGUCAACUCCUACUCAAACGCUCUACUUACACUCCUGAUGUCAAACCAAUUUGUUGAGAUCAAGGGAACCGUGUUCAAAAAGUUCGAGAAGGAGAAUCUAUUCCAGCUGACUUGUGCAGAUGUGGUUGAGAGAUUCCAACUCUGGCUUAUGCUACUCAUCAUCGCUCUACGUAACAUUGUUGAGGUCGGCGGUCUGAACAUGGCCUCAUCUAGCAGUGGCUCGACAACAAAUUUCAGCACGAACUCGACAGCAUCACCGAUUCAGAGCACGAGCAUUCUUCCGCAGGCCUUUAGCAUGUUCCCGACAGGGUUUGGUCAGAUCUUUGGGCCUUUCGUGACUGUUAUUGGCAGUGAGAUGAUUGUUGACUGGGUCAAACAUGCCUACAUCUCAAAGUUCAACAACAUCAAGCCGAGUCUCUAUGGUCGCUUCUUGGAUGUGCUGACGAAAGACUAUUACUCACAUGCUUUCGCGGACCAGAACUUGACUAAGCGACUGGGCCUACCGGUGCUUCCUCUUUCAUGUCUCUUCAUACGUGCUUCGGUUCAGACUUAUCACAUGCUUAUCGCUACCCACAUGCCGCUGCCUAUUCCUUCGACUGCCACAGAGAUUGCAUUAGAGUCAGCAUCUGGAGAGACUUCGCCGUCAACCACAGCUGCGCUUGCGCACAUCGACCAGAUCUUCAGGAGGGCGUUGGGUAGAUCAUCCUUCGGAGCAGGUGCCGAUGCCGCUGCUGGUGCCAGCUCCUGGCGCUUCUGGACGAUUGACGAUGCAAUCGCCCUGGGCACUAUGCUCGUCUUCUUCCUAAUCAUAUACCUUAUCCUACUCGCGCUCAAACUUCUUCUUGGUAUGCUCUUGCUCAGUUUUGCACGAACACGCUAUCGCAAGAUGAAGAUGCAAGAACACAAGAAGCAGAGUUUUGAUACUCAGGGCCGUAGAGUAGGCGGCUGGGGCGCAGUAGAAGUGGAUGAAGACAAGCGUAGAUGGAUCUAUGAAGAUGAUCCCGAGGGCUUGAAGAAUCUUAAAGAGCGAGAGGCUAAAGGCAAAGAAAAGGCUAAAGGAGAGUUGAAGCUUGAUGGUGUGGACAGAUAUAUGAUGGCUGCGAAGAGGAUUUGGUAG